AUGGUGGGUACUGUGGAGAAGUAUAGUGGUACUGUUGGAGGAAGUGAUGGUACUGUUGGAGGGAGUGACGGUAGUGGUGGUGGAAGUGACGGUGGUGGAGAUGGAACUGUUGGAGGAAGUGGCGGCGGUGGAGAUGGAACUGUUGGAGGAAGUGACGGUGGUGGAGGUGUACUAUUUGUUGAGGAAGUGACGGUGGGAGGUGGUACUAUUGUUGGAGGAAGUGACGGGGUGGUGGUGGUACUAUUGGGAGGAAGUGACGGGGGUGGAGGUGGUACUAUUGUUGGAGGAAGUGACGGGGGUGGAGGUGGUACUAUUGUUGGAGGAAGUGAUAGUGGUGGUGGUGGUACUGUUGUUGGAGGAAGUGACUGUUGUUGA
Molecule: messenger RNA, 375 nt
Organism: Penaeus vannamei (Pacific white shrimp)
Lineage: Eukaryota; Metazoa; Arthropoda; Malacostraca; Decapoda; Penaeidae
Source: RefSeq, a predicted model, not a curated record